Messenger RNA from Zalophus californianus (California sea lion), 1350 nucleotides. RefSeq names its product RNA-binding motif protein, X chromosome-like. Gene Ontology annotation, biological process: positive regulation of mRNA splicing, via spliceosome. Gene Ontology annotation, cellular component: spliceosomal complex. The record is from RefSeq and is a predicted model, not a curated record. NCBI's taxonomy places the organism in Eukaryota, Metazoa, Chordata, Mammalia, Carnivora, Otariidae. Gene Ontology annotation, molecular function: RNA binding.
GAAAAAAAUGGUUGAAGCAGAUCGCCCAGGAAAGCUUUUCAUUGCUGGCCUCAAUACAGAAACAAAUGAAAAAGCCCUUGAAGCAGUAUUUGGCAAAUAUGGACGAAUAGUGGAAGUUGUAUUGAUGAAAGAUCGUGAAACCAACAAAUCGAGAGGAUUUGCUUUUGUCACCUUUGAGAGCCCAGCAGAUGCUAAGGAUGAAGCCAGAGACAUGAAUGGAAAGUCCUUAGAUGGAAAAGCCAUCAAAGUAGAACAGGCCACUAAACCAUCAUUUGAAAGUGGUAGACGUGGACCACCUCCACCUCCAAGAAGCAGAGGCCCUCCAAGAGGUCUUAGAGGUGGAAGAGGAGGAAGUGGAGGAACCAGGGGACCUCCCUCACGUGGAGGGCACAUGGAUGAUGGUGGCUAUUCCAUGAAUUUUAACAUGAGUUCUUCCAGGGGACCACUUCUAGUAAAAAGAGGACCACCACCACGAAGUGGUGGUGGUCCUCUUCCUAAAAGAUCUGCCCCUUCAGGACCAGUUCGCAGCAGCAGUGGAAUGGGAGGAAGAGCUCCUGUGUCACGCGGAAGAGAUAGUUACGGAGGCCCACCUCAACGGGAACCCCUGCCUUCUCGUAGAGAUGUUUAUUUGUCCCCAAGAGAUGAUGGAUACUCUACUAAAGACAGCUAUUCAAGCAGAGAUUACCCAAGUUCUCGUGAUACAAGAGAUUAUGCACCACCACCAAGAGAUUAUACUUACCGUGAUUAUGGUCAUUCCAGUUCACGUGAUGACUACCCAUCGAGAGGCUAUAGUGAUAGAGAUGGCUAUGGUCAUGAUCGUGACUAUUCAGAUCAUUCAAGUGGAGGUUCUUACAGAGAUUCAUAUGAGAGUUAUGGUAACUCACAUAGUGCUCCACCUACACGAGGGCCCCCGCUAUCUUAUGGUGGAAGCAGUUGCUAUGAUGAUUACAGCAGCUCACGUGACAGAUAUGGUGGAAGUCGAGACAGUUACUCAAGCAGCCGAAGUGAUCUCUACUCAAGUGGUCGUGAUCGGGUUGGCAGACAAGAAAGAGGGCUUCCUCCUUCUAUGGAAAGGGGGUACCCUCUUCCACGUGAUUCCUACAGCAGUUCAAGCCAGGAACCAAGAGGUGGUGGCCGUGGAGGAAGCCGAUCUGAAAGAGGGGGAGGCAGAAGCAGAUAUUAAAAACAAACAAAACUUUGGACCAAAAUCCCUGUUCAAAGAAAUAAACAAAAAAGUGGAACCUUUUCUGUCAUAACUACCCAAGGACUACUAAAAGGAAAAAUUGUGUUACUUUUUUAAAAAAUUUCCUGUUAAGUUCCCCUUCCAUAAUUUUUAUGUUCUUAUGAGGU